AUGGAACCACGUUCGGACGAAGCAAGAGUAUUGGUGAUAUACACGGGCGGAACCAUCGGAAUGCUCGUCAGCUCGCGAGGUUACGUUCCCGAACCAUAUUUCCUCACCGACACGAUCCGGAGCCAAAAACGCUUCCAUGAUCCUUUGCAAGACUCCCUCUUCUCUAACGCUGCAUCUGUAGAGGGUUAUAGAGAGUGGAGCAAUAGCGGAAAGUCCACGCCAAGUGGUUCCGACAAUGUCCCCACUCCAGGUGCAUCCACCGGAAGUCAACCUACCCUUCUCGUCAGGUCCUCCCGCCCGAUUGGUAGCACGAGUGCCCUAUUGCCGUCUAUAUUUUCACAAAUUCAGAAGGUUAUUGGACAACCGGAAUGCAGAAAAGUCUCUGAUGGUGUCUAUGAGACACGUCUGCCGAGUCUUGUAACUCCUCGAUGCGUCAUUCCUGGACAUGUUCAAACGAAACGCAUACGCUAUGCAAUUCUCGAGUGGAACCCACUGCUUGACAGUAGCAACAUGGAAAUGGACGAUUGGAUCCGUAUAGCCGCAGAGAUUGAGCUAAACUACACUUCUUUUGAUGCAUUCGUAGUACUACAUGGCACCGACACCAUGUCAUACACUUCUAGUGCACUCAGCUUCCUGCUCGAGGAUCUCGGUAAAACUGUUAUUCUAACUGGAGCUCAAAUACCCCUUUCACAACUUCGGAACGAUGCUGUCGAUAAUCUCCUUGGCGCACUGUCUAUUGCAGGCAACUACACCAUACCAGAAUGCAGCUUAUAUUUCAACCAUACCUUGUACCGCGGUAACAGAGUGUCCAAGGCCUCUUCCUACGACCUCAAUGCCUUUCAUAGCCCUAAUUUCCCCCCGCUAGUAAACGUCGGAAUAGAUAUAGUCGUCAACUGGAACGACGUCCUACGUCAAACUAGUCUUCGAAGAUUUAGAGCCUACAAAGGAAGUCCCCAUGUUGCAACUCUACGGCUCUUCCCAGGCAUGACAGGCGCCACUGCUCGCGCAUUCCUCGCGCCCCCGACCCGUGGAAUUGUUCUAGAGACAUUCGGUGCUGGCAACGCUUCCCAACGUCCAGAUCUCCUGGCUGCAUUUAAAAACGCCUGCGACCGAGGUGUCGUUAUCGUUGCUAUAUCCCAAUGCGUCAAAGGCUCUGUAUCAGGCGAUUACGAGACAGGACAAACACUAAUUCAAGCCGGUGUCGUCCUCGGCGGGGACAUGACCCCCGAGUGUGCUCUUACCAAGCUUAGCUACCUUCUCGCAAAACCUGAAUUUACCGCAGCCGAAGUGCGCUCGCUUAUCAGCCUUCCUUUAAGAGGCGAGCUCACACCACCAGUAUCGUCCCUGCCGGCAGCGCCUUCGUCGGAUGACGUGAACACUGACCUUUCGGGAUUGUUGUCCGAAUUCGUUCGUCUCUCUUCGUCUGCGCGGAAGGCAGAUAUUCCUCAGAUUGUGAUCGGAGAAGAAGUGCAAGACGCUGCGGCUCCGUGGACUCGUACUGCCGCUGAGCGCGCGAGUACAGAGGCUGCUCUCUUGCCGUUUCUCGUGCAUCUUGCCGUCGCCCGGGAUGAUGUCGAGGGACUGGAGUUCUGCCUUGCUUCAGCAGGCACCUCGUCAGGUUCUGGUGUGACUGAGGGAACGACAGAGGUAGUCGUCCCAGGAGGUAUCGUGAAUUGUCUGGAUGCGGGGAGCGGAAGGAGUCCGUUGCAUGUCGCUGCACUAAACGGGAAUAUGAGGUGCGUAGAGAAAUUGCUGGAGAGCGGCGCUUUGGUACAUCUCCGGGACGGAUUGGGACACACUGCCUUGUAUUAUGCUGCACGUCAGGGCCAUGCUGGCAUUGUUGAUACGCUUAUGAGCGCGGGUGCGAAUCUUGGUGGAACAGAGACUGAGGCGGGAUAUGUGGGGCUUGCGCUGCGGAAUGCAGUUCAUGCUGGAAAUGGAGCUGCGGUGGAAAUUUGGAGACGGGCUGGUGUGAAACACGCGGAUUAGUUAUUAGUUGAGACAUUGUCUGCGACCUUGUGGCGGGUUUCAUACGUCUCGUCAACGUUAUGUAGUACACUCCGUUGUCACCGCCACGAUGUGCGGAUCUGGUUACAACAAAGCGCGAAGCUAGCCUCAUGGAUUGCCGUACUAACUCUACAACAGAACGAAGAGCUCAAAACCGAUUUUUGUUGUUUUGCCUACCGCAAUUGUUCCACUGUUGGGCCCCAGCAGCCCAGUAACAGUAAGUAAUGCUCCCGAAUAACGGAAUGUCACGAUACACGUGACCGACGCGUCGUGGGAUCGUGUUUAUUUUUAACCG
This is a messenger RNA of Suillus clintonianus, 2302 nucleotides long. RefSeq names its product asparaginase-domain-containing protein. Gene Ontology annotation, molecular function: protein binding; asparaginase activity. Bases 1 to 1989 code for a protein of 662 amino acids. NCBI's taxonomy places the organism in Eukaryota, Fungi, Basidiomycota, Agaricomycetes, Boletales, Suillaceae. Gene Ontology annotation, biological process: amino acid metabolic process. The transcript has 10 exons. The record is from RefSeq and is a predicted model, not a curated record.